Molecule: messenger RNA, 267 nt
Organism: Mesitornis unicolor (brown roatelo)
Lineage: Eukaryota; Metazoa; Chordata; Aves; Mesitornithiformes; Mesitornithidae
Gene: CTXN3
Product: cortexin 3
Exons: 1
Coding region: 22-267 (81 amino acids)
Source: RefSeq, a predicted model, not a curated record
UAUUUGUUUCAGCUUCUCUGGAUGAUGGAUGGAGUGAUACUCACUGUCACUUUGGUGCCAUCUGGGAAGAUGACACCAAAUUCUACCAUGACCCCAGAACAGAAAACAACAUUUGCCUUUGUGAUUUUAUUAUUUAUUUGCUUGGGAAUCCUCAUGGUUCGUCGCUUCCAAGUUCUCCUUGGCCCUUACCAGAGUAUGCCAGCCUCAACCUGCGCUGAUGGACUUGGUGGACUACAGAAAGGCCGGUUUGACUAUGCUCUUGCUUAG